AUGGAGGGAUCGGCUUCGCAACACGGCGGACAUACUGAUGUCUAUGUUUCACUGGACGGUUGCGACUCUGAAAGCUGCGGUACAGUCCGUAAUCCAUGCAGAUCCAUUGCUAUGGCAGUUUACCAGAUGGACUGGAAUGGACAUAUCUACCUAAAUGGAAUUGGAACUGAAGAACGGCCUUAUGACUGCGAGUCUUCGGCAAUACAUGACCAGCAGAAAGGAAUUGUCGUUGAGAAAAGUUUGCACAUAGUAGGUUUACAUUCCACGCCAUACGUAUCAUGUACUGAAGGUUUUCGCUUUCUUACGAAGCAUGUGACUAAUCCUCUAAGUAUUGUCCUAUCGGACAUUGUUUUCGUUGGAACACCUCUAACAUUUUGGGAUUGUCACGCCUUAACGAUCUCCAAUUGUUCUUUCCGAGACUCGUUCAUAGCUCUGAGCGUUUACGUAAUACAUAACACAAGAAUGCAUAUCAACAUUGCUGGGUCUGUUUUCUUCAAGAACAACACUUUCUGCUUGAAAAUAUCUUGGCAAAACAGAGAAACUUUAAGUGAUCAGUAUCUAGUGAUGGAGGUGAAAGAAGCAAUUUUCUCGGAAAACGGCAAACAUUACUCUAUCGGUGGUUUAAUCACAGCCAAAUCUGAAGCCGCGCAUCCACUAAGUUUGCUCGUCAGAGUAUCUUGUUUCCAUAUUAAAGCAUUCAAAAAUUACGGUCAUUUCAUACAUCUUGAUCUCCCAACAGCCAAGACUGAAGAGAUCUACGAUAAUGUCAUGCUGUCCAACAAUUUCUUUGCUGAAUUGUCUCUUGACCACAACAGUCUGUACAACUCUGUUGCAAAGAAAACUUGCGCAAAGUUCAGUAACCUCAGAUGUUCCUCAAACCACUUACUGCGAUGUAUUACAAUUCAGUCUGAAGAAGCGAAAGUUGAAGUGUUAAAUUCUUCAUUUGAAGAGAUGCAACUUACAAACCAUAAUGGGGGAGCAAUGUUGUUCAAUUCAACAGGAAAUGGGUCUGUAUUCCUUUUCAACUGUAGUUUUCGAGGAAUUAAAGCUAGAGGCGGUGGGGCUUUGUUUGCUUAUAGUCAGCGUGGAACCUUGAAUCUGAACAUUACUAAGGUUAACUUCACUAAAUGCGCCGCUGCAAGUUAUGGAUGUGCAAUACUCGUUGCAGACCAAAUCAAAGGAACGAACAAAACCAAACUCGGCUCUAUCAUGUUACAAGCAAUUUUCCACGAGGUCAGGGUACAUCAUUGCUAUGGGUUACAUAACGGAUGCGACAGUGUUAGGCUCGAGUUAUCCGAUGGCAAGGUUGUUGUAAAAGAUUCCUCUUGGAGAAACAACAGCCAAUUUGUGACACGUUCAAUAAAGAUACUUAACACUGGUGGAAACACUGAUAUCCAUAUCUCCGGAUGUACAUUUGUCCAAAACAAUGCCAGUGAAAGUGAUGUUACAGUACAUGCAAGUAGGAGCCGAUUCGCAGGAAAUUUUCUGAUUGCUCACACCGUCAUGGUCAGUGGCACAAAUCUGUCAUGGCAAGCCUUGUGGAUAAACUCACACUUUCGUAUCGAGCUGUUCAACGUUGCUAUCAAACUCUAUAAAAGAGCACUCAACAUCAAUGCGUCAAAUGAGGUCUCGUUUUCAAAAGUAUCAUGGGGUCGUUAUCCAUUUUCUAUGUCAAUCAAGAACUGUACCUUUCACAAUAAUGUCCGUGAUAUUUUGGCCACUUCACCUGAUCCAACUAAGGUGGAACUAAUUAUCACGAACACGAUUUUCGUCACCAGGGAGGUGUUUCCUCGUUCAUAUGGCCUUCGAUUCUUUAUAAACCCUUUAAAAGAAAUCCCUUCUGCAAACACGACCAUCGAGAUGGACAACGUAACAUUUGCUUUGAAGCCAUGUAACUUCUUAGCUUUUCUGUUUCCAGGUAACAAGACCAUUCGUAUCAGAAGGUCUCAAUUCCGCAAUUGCCGCUGUUUAAAUCCAUGGUGUUGGAAAAAUUUCAGUAGUGCCUACCGUGUUUAUGAUUUAUCAGCUGGCGCUAUUUCAGUCGCCUCAAUUUCGGAUAAAAGGCUGAGUCCAGGAUGUGUCGACGUGAACGACUUCAACGAUACUCAUCGUCUCUGGGAAUACCAGACUCGUGUAGAGUUCGAAGAUACGUCAUUUGACGGUAAUGGUGGGGUAAUUGCGGGUGGUGUUUACCUCUGUAAUGGUCACACAACGUUCAAAAGAUGUCGCUUUAAGAAUAAUUUUGCUUCUGAACAUUCUGGACAUGUUUACUUAUCCGAUGGAACUGGAAAAGCAGAUUUUCUAGACUGUGUAUUCAGCUCGACAGUAAAAAACGUGAAAUUUAACGGUACGACGUUUCGAAAGUCAGCCUUCGUGCAUUCAGUUAGUGGAGGACCAGUUCGUCUCAAAAAUACAACGUUGAACUCUUUUAUAAUAGAAAAAGAUGUGUAUCCCGUGUUUGGCAUCUCUAGUCUGGGUUCCGUUCACAUGGAUAAUAACUCGAUCAUUCAGUGCCCCCCUGGUUGCAGCCUUUUGAUGGACAAUUCUUCGCAUUUUGCUCACUCUGAAUACAAUGGUAGCUUUUGUCGAAUAAAUGUUACAGUUCUGAAGUACUCUUGCCUGCGCUGCCCUACAGGUUUUUACAGCAUUUCACGUGCAACCUCUCGAGGACUGAUAUUGAACAGAACAGUAAAAUGUCAGCGAUGCCCGUUCGGUGCCAAUUGUGUCGAAAGAAAUAUAGUAGCCAAACCAAACUUUUGGGGCCAUCUAAAUGGUUCAUCUGACCCACCAUCACUGACGUUCACUGCCUGUCCAGAGCAUUAUUGUCGAAGUCCAGGCCCAGGCGCAAACGGUUAUAACAGUUGCUCAGGGAACAGAAGAGGAAUUCUGUGUGGUGAAUGCAUUCCAGGAUACAGUGUAACUGUGUUCUCACCAGAGUGUCGAAAGGAUGAAGAAUGUGACAACUAUUGGUUCUGGGUAUUGACAUUCUUAUUAACGAUUAUGUUAUCGUUAUACCUAUUAAGAAAACCCCCUACUCUAAGCUUUCUCGUCAAUCAGAUUAUUUGGUUUAGAAAGAAAGAAAGCCAACGGGACGACAGCGCGUCACAUCAACACGAUCCCCACACAGAUAACGCCUACAUAAAAAUAACUUUUUAUUUCUAUCAAGCUGCUGAACUUUUGAUUGUUGGAUGCAAAGAACGCCUUCUGAAAAAGGUGCCAUACAUGUAUGCGGUUACCGCCGCGUUCAACUUUAAACUACGCACCCUCAAUGAAGGUUUGGGCUGCCCUUUUGCUGGGCUAACAUCUGUGACAAAGCAAUUGGUUCUUUCUGGUACCGUUUUCUUGACAAUGGCUGACAUCGCUCUCAUUUAUUUCGUCCAUUGUGUUAUCAACGUGAUAACGCGCAACCAGAAGCCAUCCCUCUUCCAUUACAUGGCCGUCAUCAUAGAAGUGUUGCUGUUAGGUUACGAAAGACUGGCUGAAACUUGCCUCAAACUGAUGACCUGUGUCUCAAUCGGAUCUGAAAUGCGGCUUUUUAUCGAUGCAAAUGUUACAUGCAUGCAGUGGUGGCAGUAUCUCGUUCUCGCCUGCAUUGCGGUGUUUAUUGUCCCCUUCAUUAUUGUUCUUUACUUCGGAUCAUCCAAGCUUUACAAGGCUUCAAUAACGGCGACUGAAUUUCUUGCUGCGUGCGUGCUUCCAUUGCCAUUUCUUGUCUAUUGGCUUCGUAAGAAAGCCCAGAAACAACCUAGGAAUGAGUCUCUUGAAGCAAAAGUUGUUAACAAAGAUGUCAUGGAAGUACUUCAUGGUCCUUUCCGUCCACCUAAGAGCGACGAUAAAGGGACACUCUACUGGGAGAGCGUGCUGAUUGGCCGAAGAUUCAUUCUACUAGCUUGUCACUCGUUUAUAACAAGCCCAAUGCUGCGAAUGAUCGCCAUGGCUACAGCUUGCACUCUGAUAGCGCUCCACCAUGUAUCAAAGAAUCCAUUUCGAGAUCCAAUGGCCAACGGAGCCGAGACGUUGUCCCUUACUGCUUUGAUAGUAAUUUCCAUAAUCAAUCUUACUAAGGCAACCCUGAUAUCAUUUGGCAUCACAAUCACCGGGCCUUACAAAUAUUAUCUGGAAACCAUGGAGUGGUUUGAGGUUGGCGCGCUGGCGGCUGUGCCGGUUACACUGUCUGUUUUGGUCAUUGGUGCCAUUCUCUCCCAACUCGUCCGGGUUUUGUUUUUCCUUUUGGAGCAAGCUGCUAGAUGUUGUUAUUGGCAUGGCAGUGCUCAUUGGUCCAAAAAGGAAGAAAGAAAGCCCCUCUUGGAUUACACUCGUUGAGAACUUAAAAGAAACUUCUGAACA
Molecule: messenger RNA, 4347 nt
Organism: Pocillopora verrucosa
Lineage: Eukaryota; Metazoa; Cnidaria; Anthozoa; Scleractinia; Pocilloporidae
Source: RefSeq, a predicted model, not a curated record